AUGAACGGAACUGCCCCGCCAAUACCUGAACUCGCUACUAUGCAUGAAGCCAAACGCACAUCUGUCAUUUUGAGUUGCAUCGGACCCUCAUUGCCCCUGUUGAACAUGUGGGUCACUGUUGACAUUCAAGAAGCGUUCUACGAUGCAUUUUGCACAGAACAAGCUUAUCAGGCAGGACUGAUGGCACGUUUUGUCACCGUUGGCGGCAACUACAUCUAUCAGCGCAACAUCGGAUUGGAGGUGCUUAUCUUACAGGCCAAGAUGCGCCGCGCCAAAGCUGAGAUAGAGCUCUAUACAGUGGCCAUCCAAAAUGCCCGUGAAUUCGACUUCUCAGACAACACUAGUGCUUCGUCUUCUCCCAGUAUAUUUCUUCUACCGCCUCGACCAGACGAAUUGUGUUUCUACGACGAGGACCGUGAUGAUGUGACAGACGACUUUGACGACUUUGAAUUUUGA
Messenger RNA from Suillus fuscotomentosus, 456 nucleotides. RefSeq lists its product as uncharacterized. Lineage: Eukaryota; Fungi; Basidiomycota; Agaricomycetes; Boletales; Suillaceae. The transcript is spliced from 3 exons. The record is from RefSeq and is a predicted model, not a curated record. The coding region runs from base 1 to 456 and encodes 151 amino acids.